AUGACUGGUCUCGCGGGCACAACGCCUGGUAGACCCUCAGUCUAUGUCCACUCGCGACGACAGUCGCAGCACGAUGGCUCACACCACGUCUUCUGCGUCGUUGGUGCAAUGGAACGAACUGGGCCCGCGAUGGUGUGGAGGGUCGCGAUGGCCUGGGAAAUAUGUUGCUGCGAUGGCCUCGUCGGCCCUCCAUCUUCAUACGCUUGUGCCCGACUCCUUGAUGCGAGAACGCUAAGAACUAUUCCAACAACUAUAGGUGGAUGCAUUUCUCUUGUUGAAGUUGAUCUUUCAUGUAAUCUCUUGUCUGAGUUGCCAGAGACAUUUAGCGAUUUAAGAAAUUUGAAGGCAUUAUAUCUUGGUAAUAACGGGCUCAAGUCCCUGCCUAACAUGCUAUUCAAGAUGUGCUCACAGCUGUCAAUACUGGAUCUUCAUGGCACUUCAAUCACAAUCGAACUUCUUCGCCAGUUUGAAGGAUGGGAGAGUUUUGAUGAGCGUCGCCGCCUAAAGCAUCAAAAGCAACUCGAUUUUCGAGUCAAUGGAUCUGCUGACUUUGAUGAAGGUGCUGACAAGGACUGGUAA
Messenger RNA from Striga hermonthica, 579 nucleotides. Lineage: Eukaryota; Viridiplantae; Streptophyta; Magnoliopsida; Lamiales; Orobanchaceae. The record is from the annotation of a GenBank genome assembly.